AACGCCUUGAUCCGCCGAAUGAUGCGCUGCCCCCUCAGUUCCCAGCCCACUCCGCCAUGGCUCGUCACGUCGCCGUCCUCCUGCUCGCUGUCGCCGCCCUCGCCGCCCUCGCUGCCGCGAGCCCCGAGGGAAAGGGCCGCCCCCACGACAUCCAGCGCCGCAACAUCAGGCAUUUCUUCCACAACAUUAAGAUGAAGGUCAAGAUCCACCUGGACAUCAACAAGCUCAAGAACUGCCUCAAGAGCACGCCCGGCGUGUCGCAAGCCGUCAAGAACACCGUGCUGGGUUGCUCGGGGUCCGCCGCCGGCGGCAUGGGCGCCAUCGCCGGCUGCGCCGCCAGGAAGGCCGCUAUCCCCGCCGCGCGCGCCACCGCCCACCUCGCCGUCUGCAUGGGCUAGACCUGGCCCGCACCGACCGUGGAAAAAUAAAGACUCCGCAGAACCACGGGAUAGACUGCGUCGUUGAAACAUUCCAACGGGCAAAACAAAGGCCCUACAGGGGCAUGGACGAUUACCGCCCCUGGAGCAGCGUCAACUCGGUUUGCGCCACUGCAAGGGCGUGGGACUUCUAGGCAAAAUUUUGAUAUCCUUCAAAAGUUCGAGCAAAAGUUCAAGCCUGUUACACCGCGUUAAGGGCGUUAGA
Thrips palmi is the source of this 642-nucleotide messenger RNA. RefSeq lists its product as uncharacterized. The coding region runs from base 57 to 398 and encodes 113 amino acids. The transcript is spliced from 2 exons. NCBI's taxonomy places the organism in Eukaryota, Metazoa, Arthropoda, Insecta, Thysanoptera, Thripidae. The record is from RefSeq and is a predicted model, not a curated record.